AGGUCUUUUAGAUCCAUUCUUAGAACAUGGUGUCAAAAUAAAACAAUCCGUUAUGUAUUAUAACGUUCAUGAUUCGAGCAAUCCGAUCAAGGUCGAUCUUAGCAGCUUGAACAGUUCCUUUGCUUUUGGAUUAAUAAACCGUCAAAAUAAGACCGAGGAAUAUUUAAUUGACGCUCUACACAAGAAGAAAUCAAUAGGAAAGAAAUAUGUUCCUAAUAUUGAAUUCGGCAUGGAAUUAGUGCGGUACAAAGAAGAAGAAAACAAAAUCAUCGCCGUCGUAAAAAAUACAAACAAUGUGGAAGAAGAAAUUACUUGUCAAUAUUUAGUAGGAUGUGAUGGUGUACAUUCCACAGUCAGAAAAGGAAUAAAUGGUUGGACAUAUGAAGGACAGACACUGAAAUCUUCGUGGGCUUUAGCCGACUUGGAAAUUGAUCAUGAAUUACAUAAACACGACUGUGCUACCGCUUUUGCUUUUGCUGAAGGGAUUCUCGCAAUAGAAUCGUUGGAUGUCGGAAAAAAUACUGUCCGUAUUAUUUUAAAAAUUUCUGAAGAGGAGAGCAAACAGGAAACUAAUGACUACGUUACGGAUGAUUUCACAAAAAAUGAAACACAUAUUACGUUGGAAGAAUUGCAAAAAUUGAUUGAUGAGAGAAUUGCUCCGAUUAAAUUAGAACUAAAGAAUCCUGUAUGGAUUUCUAAUUUCAGGAUUAGUGAAAGAAUUGUAAAUAGAUAUAGAAUAGGGCGUGCGUUCGUUGCUGGAGAUGCUGCUCACUGUCAUUCACCAUUUGGUGGUCAAGGCAUGAAUUUGGGAAUUCAAGAUGCUCAUAACCUAGCAUUUAAAUUAGCCAUAUCUAUUAGUGGUCAGGCGGCUGACGUGGAUAAGCUUAUUGAUAGUUACGAACAAGAACGAUAUCCUAUUGCCAAAAAAGUUGUUUCAGGUACCAGUUUUUUUAGAAAAGUGUGGAGUGAUAAUAAUUUUAUUAGCAAGUUCCUCCGAACAAGCGUUGCUCCUUUCAUGUUUCAUUUAUUUCCCCAAACUUCGAUUAAAGUCCUUACCAAAUUAUUCCAAACUGAUUUUAAUUAUUUACCUGAAACUUCCGUGAUUUUUCACAAGUAUAAAACUCGUUUAAGCGCUGAAAACAAAUUGAUCAAAGCAGGUCAUUACGCAUUAGAUGGAUUAUUAAAGAAAAUAACCAAUAAUAAAAGUCACGAACGCAUAACUAUGUUUGAUAUCUUUCGUUCAACUGCAUUGAAACACACCUUAAUCCUCUUUACUCUAACUAAUGGUGUCACUGCUGGUUGCAAUCCGCUAAUUCGUACUCUAUUGGAAAUAUACAAUGAUUAUAAAAGCACUAUCACACCAGUUAUCAUUUCAUAUCAUGGCGCUGUCCAGACUGCUGAUAUACCAUUUAUGCCAUUCCUAAAAGAGGGCAGAGAACAGCAUAUAUUUGCUGAAUGCAAAUUAGAAUUGCAUGAAAAAUAUGGAAUCACGAAAGAAGUCGGACAGCAGGCUUUCGUACUCGUUCGACCUGAUUU
This is a messenger RNA of Dentiscutata heterogama, 1536 nucleotides long. NCBI's taxonomy places the organism in Eukaryota, Fungi, Glomeromycota, Glomeromycetes, Diversisporales, Gigasporaceae. The record is from the annotation of a GenBank genome assembly.